GCCCCCGUCCCCCGCCGCCACACAGGAGGCGCCUUAUAACUUAAGUAGGCGCAAUCCUAGCCAAGAUCGCGGCGGCGGCGGUGAAGCGGAAAGCGCCUCCUGGGCAUACACGUUAUUCGUCGAAGCCCUGUGCAACGCGGGUGCAUUGAAGCGAGCAAUUGACGAGGCAGCACUAGGCGACUACAACAGCGGAUGCCGCUGGCGAAAGGUGGAGCGGAUACAGCGGAUUAAGGCGGCGCGUCGCUUGGCUUACACGGGCUACGACCCCGAGCAUGAAAUAGUGUGGAAGAGGCGUGCUGCUAUGGUCUCUGAUUACCGCAAGGCCGUCAACGCUGAGAUACGCAAGUAUGAGAAAAUGAUCAAACUGCUAUACUCUGCUACUGAAUAA
Messenger RNA from Eimeria maxima, 388 nucleotides. RefSeq lists its product as hypothetical. NCBI's taxonomy places the organism in Eukaryota, Apicomplexa, Conoidasida, Eucoccidiorida, Eimeriidae. The record is from RefSeq and is a predicted model, not a curated record. The transcript is spliced from 2 exons. The annotation marks the transcript as partial.